This is a messenger RNA of Gongylonema pulchrum, 427 nucleotides long. Lineage: Eukaryota; Metazoa; Nematoda; Chromadorea; Rhabditida; Gongylonematidae. The record is from the annotation of a GenBank genome assembly.
CAGGAUUGUAUUGAUGAUGGUCGUGCUACGGAUGGCUCUUUUCGAUUCAAUAAACGUUUCCGAACAUGCGAUAUGCGUGAUUAUGCAGUCCACGAUGAUGGAACCACUCAGUUUGUUGUUGCCACUGGUCACUCCCGUGAGAAGUCGCUUCUGGAUGCUAGCAUAUCCAAAGCUAUUAUUUAUGGGAAGUUGUUUCAAAAAACGUCGAAGAAAAUCCGAGGAAACGUUAAGGAGCGUCGCGAGCAAUUUACCAUCACCGUCAGUGGUAUGUAUAUUUAGUCUUAAAUCAUUUUGUGAAAAUUAUGACAUGGUGAACCAAGAUUCUUGCGAAAAGAAGAAUUUUUUGCAAAAAAAUUGGCGCUGGAGGGACAGUUGCAGUACUUUCCUAAGCUCACAGAGGAAAAUUCUCAGAGAUAACGAUGCUUAA